Molecule: messenger RNA, 627 nt
Organism: Nelumbo nucifera (sacred lotus)
Lineage: Eukaryota; Viridiplantae; Streptophyta; Magnoliopsida; Proteales; Nelumbonaceae
Source: RefSeq, a predicted model, not a curated record
AUGAUCACCAGAGGUUCGAUUGUUGCUGGCUACACUACUUCAGCUGGAAGAAAAUCAGUUAGAGAACUAGAAAAGGAAGACAACAACCCGUUGAAGCGAGCUAGGAGGGAGGAGGUCAUCUACUUCACCGAAGAUGACAUACGGGGGAUUCAGUACCCGCACGACGAUGUAUUAGUUGUCAGACUACUCAGUAAUGAUUUCAGGGUCAAGAGGAUCCUAGUUGACUAUAGCAGCUCCACCAACAUACUGUUCUUGGAAGCCUUCAAGCGGAUGGAGCUCGACGAAACUGACUUGCAGCCUAUUGACAUCCCACUAGUAUGUUUCAACGGCGAGGUAGUCUGCCCUCUUGGCAAGGUGAGAGUGCCAGUAGAGGCAGGCUCGCCUCUCCACACCGUGCAUUUCGAACACGACUUUCUAGUAGUUGCCACCUUGUCCCCCUACAAUGCAAUAUUAGGGCGACCUAUCUUGCACGCUUUGCAAGCUGUUGUCUCGACAUACCACCUAGCAUUGAAGUUCCCGACAAACACUGGCAGAGGGGUGAUGUGUGGUGAUCAACUGGAACCCAGGAAAUGCUAUGUAGCGGCUUUGAAGGCAAAGGGCAAGAUAGCCACCACCAGAAAAUGCUGA